Entrophospora candida is the source of this 171-nucleotide messenger RNA. The record is from the annotation of a GenBank genome assembly. NCBI's taxonomy places the organism in Eukaryota, Fungi, Glomeromycota, Glomeromycetes, Entrophosporales, Entrophosporaceae.
AUGCCAAUAUUAUUCCAAAAUACUCCACUCCAACCUCUAACCUGUGAGAAUUAUGAAAAUUUUGUUCAAACCAAAAAGAAAGAUAUUUAUCAUUAUCCCAUUAAGAUUGUCUUACAAAGUGAUAUGAGACUUCUUUAUCCAGAUCCAAAGCUUUAUCCUGGCCGAAUCUAA